AUGAUUAAAGUAAACAAUAAUCAACUUGAUAUUUCUAUAAAAAAAAUACAAAAUAAUUAAAGAAAUUUUUGUUGGAAGUUUGUGUCAAUAAUAUCAUCAAUAAAUUAUAUGAAUGAAUGAAUUGGAAAUAUGCAUACCACUUUUUACCUAUUUAAAUAAUACAAAAUACAAUCAGCAAAAUUGUUUUCUAAUGUUUAUAUUACUAUUGGAGAAAAUGUAUGUUGAAAAAUACAAAAUAACAAUCUAUUUAAAAAGUUAAAAAUAUGGAAGGUCAUUCAUAUGUUUCAUGUAUCAAGAUUAAUGGAAUUCCUAUUUUGCCACCAAUGAUAACUAAAGAUAUUAAACAAGAAUUAUCUAAUUAUAAAGAAAGUGCAAUAAAUAUAGAAAAAAAAUUAACUAUUUCACGUAUUAAUAAACAAUGUAAUAGUAAUAUCUAUAUAGGAAAAGUUCAAAAAGAAUUGAAAGAUGUAAAAUAUAAUCAUAGUUCAAAAGAAAAUUUGAUUUCUUUUAAAUAUGAUAAUUUUAAUGAAUGUAUUGUUACAAAUAUAAGUGAUGUUCCAAUACAAACAUUCAAAAAUUCUAAUGAAAAUCUAGAAAAAACUUUACAGUAUGAUAAAGAUUUAAACUUGAGAUGUAAAUCUGAAAAUCAGAUAAAUUUAGUUCCUAGUACUGUUUCAAGAUCAGAAUCAAUAACUUCUAGUAUUGAUUCAAAUAUAACAACUUUAAUAAAAUCUACUACAGAAACAGUAUCAGAAAUUUGGAAACCACAAGUGCCUAAAACAUUAAAUAUUAUUCCAUUGACACUAAAUAAUGUUAAUCUUAAAGAAAAUGAAUGUCAAGAAAAUGAUUUGGAUAAUUUAGGAGACACUCCUAAAUUAGUACGUCAAGGUUCCUAUGUAUUAGAUACUCCAAGUCCUAUAUUAUUAGCUCAUAUGCAAAUGGAAUUAGCUAGUUCAACUUGUACUCCUUGUUCUGAAUAUGUUCCAACAUCCUGUGCUAAUGUGAAUCGACGAAAAGAAUGGAAUGUUGCACAAGCUAAAGUUGAAUGGGAAUAUGAAACUAAAAAUAAGGAAUCUGUUGCAAACUUUUAUUCUAAUAUUGAUCGUAAAAUGUGUAAGUCUGUUUCUUUACAAACAAAGCCUGAAUAUUCUUUAGCAACAUAUUCAUCAACAAGAUCAGCUGAUUGUAUUCAGACAAUGUUAGCUAAAGAAUACAUUGAUCAAAGUGACAUACAAAUUAAUCAAGAUAAAAAGCAUACAAUAGAUAAUAAUAAUGAAAUGAGAAAAAAACUUCAAACAUGGAAUAAAUGUAACAGCUCUUGCACUUUCAAUUCAACAUGUAAAAUUGGAGGUUCUUUAGAAAAUUUAAAUGAUCAAAAUAAUAUUUCUACAUCUAAUAAUUUUAUGAAGAAACUUUCAAGAAACACAGAUAUAAAAAAUUCUAUCUCUAGAUUAAAAUCUACUAUUGCAUCUGAUAAACUUUUAACAGUUUACAAAAAAGUACAAGAAAUGCACAAAAAACAAAUGGCUGAAUUAAUGUUUCGUCAACAUAGGGAACAAACAUUACUUCAAAAGGAAUUUGAAAAGCAACAAUUACUUUUAUUGAUUGAAAUUAAAAAAUCCUUUCCAGAAGUUUCAGUUCCUUUACUUUCUGAAAAUAUUUUAUCUCCUGCUUUUAAUCAAAUUAUUUCUAAUGAUAAUAAGGUUUUUGAAAAUAACAAUGAUAAUAUACAAAAUGUAAAAAAAGUAAAAAAUAAUUUAGAAGAUAAAAUAGAAUAUUCAGAAGAUUAUAAUAUGAGAAUGGUUUCAUGCCCAUUAAAUUAUAUAUAUCCUGAAAUGAAUUAUGAUAAUGCUCCUUGUUCUACUAAAUAUUCAUGUAUAGUUCAAUCAUCAGAAACAGAACCAUCCAAUAUUAAUAAUUCUAUAAAAAAAAUGAAAGAAAAAGAUGUAGAGAUACAAUCAAAUGACAUAAAAAAUAAGAAAUUAGAAGAAACUGAAGAUAAUAAACGUUCAAACGUUAGUCGAGAAUUUCCUUUAGAUAGUAAGACUACCCAUGUACCAAUUCCUGAUAGGACAAUAUAUGAGACUAAACAUAUAAAAGCAGCAAAUGUAAUAAAUGCAUAUACAAGAGGAUAUUUAGUACGUAGAAUGAUGCGAACUGAACGUGUAAUUGCUUUAAAAAAUACAUAUAAAGAAGCUUUACAUUGCAUGCUUAAACUUCAUGUUGAUGCGCCUCUUAAUCGUUCAGAAUUUAAUUUUUUACAUCGCCUUCAAUUACAGUGUGAUGCAGCUUCUAUGAAUAUAGUGGAGUUAUUUGCCCAAAGUCCACAAAAAAGAAUGCAAGUAAUAGCACAAGAUCGUGAAAUCAAACAAACUCGCAUAGAGCGUCCAACAUCUGCAAGAUCGUAUUCGUUUGCAACUCAGCGGACUCUAGCCAGGAAAAAAUUGAAGGAGAUGGAAGAAUAUCAACCAACUUCGUUUGUUCGUUCAUGUUUGUCUAGAUCUAGAUGUCAAACUUGGACUUCAGAUAUUAAAGAAAGACUUAUUUCUUCAAACAUUUUGUAUCAAAGUAUUAAAAGAAGUACUAGUGCCGGAACUGUACGAAAACCAUGGCGGUAAAUUAUAAUAGUGCCUUUUAUUAUUGACUUAGUAUAUGUAUAUGUACAUUUUGUUAUAUGUAAACAAAUCCACUUUGUGCCUGAAUUUUGUAAUAAAUUUGUUUCAUAUAA
Messenger RNA from Apis florea (little honeybee), 2728 nucleotides. RefSeq lists its product as uncharacterized. Gene Ontology annotation, cellular component: centriole. Gene Ontology annotation, biological process: regulation of cytokinesis; ciliary basal body organization; negative regulation of centriole elongation. The record is from RefSeq and is a predicted model, not a curated record. NCBI's taxonomy places the organism in Eukaryota, Metazoa, Arthropoda, Insecta, Hymenoptera, Apidae.